UAGCGUCGUUGAUGUAGUCGUACGCUGUAAGUUGUAAACUUCAAUGGUUUUACUGAUAGAGAGGGUAUCCUACUUAACCACAGGGACGCAGGACAUUAUUUGCUUAUAGCUGAAGUUGUACUCAUUCGUUAAUUCUCUACGUUUAGGUGCCGUACUCUCAAGAAACUUAGUUAAUCAACUGCCAAGAUGGUGAGAGUUAAACAGUUUGGACUUCUUGUGUGGAAAAACUUUAAACUACAGUUUCGCCAUCCAUGGGUGACUGGUUUUGAACUUGGUGUUCCCACAAUGUUUGCUUUAGUAUUAGUGAUAAUAAGAACUCAAGUUGAUUCUAAACCAGUACGGAAUGCAACAAUUUUUCCAUCAUUCACUGUUGACCAUUUACCUAGUAAUCUAACCCCUGGAAUCAGUUUUGCAGCUCACUUUGACAGAAGAAUGCCAACAGAUAUGAAGAAAGAAGAUUAUUUAAAUGAAAACAUAAAAAUCAACUUCACAGAAUAUGAAAAUAUAACAAAUAAUAAGUGGGUUUUAGCUUAUGCUCCAGAUUUACCACAUGUUCGGUCAGUCAUGGAAUUUGUAGAAUCAAAACUGGAUGUGACUGUUCAGGCUUUCUCAUCUGAGCCAGAACUUUUGGAUUUUUAUCUAAACAAUGAAGCAAGUGUACUUGGUGGAGUUAUAUUUACUGAAGAAAAAGAAGGAGCUUCUAGUUUUUCCAAGAAAAUCAGUUAUAAGAUAAGACUGAAAGCAACACCUAGGAAUCUGGAAAAAGAAGUGGAAAAUUCAGUGGAAAACUGGAAAACACAGUUGACAUUUCCUGUGUUUCAACUUCUAGGACCAAGAGAAAAAGAUAGCAUUUGGGGUGGAAAACCAGGAUACAUGGCAGAAGGGUUUUUAUCUAUCCAGCAUGCAGUUGUCUUGGCAGUAAUAGAAUUUAUUACAAAUGGAAAUGUUGCUGAUAACUUACAGUUACAGAUGCAAAGAUAUCCAUACCCACCUUAUGAUAAUGACCUAUUCCUUCUAGCUCUUCAGAUUUUCUUCCCAUUGAUUAUGAUUUUUAGUUUCAUCUAUCCAGCAUUGAACAUUGUGAAAAACAUUGUGAUUGAAAAAGAGAAACGGUUAAAGGAAUCAAUGAAAAUGAUGGGGUUGAGAACGUGGCUACAUUGGUCUGCAUGGUAUUUCAAAUACUUGAUAUUUUUAUUGAUUAGUGUCACAAUCAUCACAAUACUCGUGACUGUCAAAGUAUCCCAUGGAGUUUGUGUGUUUGACAAAAGCAAUCCUUUCAUCAUCUUUCUCUUACUUUUUGUGUAUAUAUUGACCACCAUAUGCUUCUGCUUCUUAAUUAGCACUCUUUUCUCCAAAGUACCACAUCCUUUGGGUUUGGUGGUGGAUGCUUUCACUCAGGAUUGCAUCUACCUUUACCGGGUCACACUCCUCUUUGAUAUUGGUUCUCACUUGUUGGCAAGUGGUGUCUGUCCAGUUAUACUUAUCAGCUGGAGAAUCCUCAUCAUACCAUCUCCUGCAGGAUGGUUAUCAGGAGAUAUGAUAUUACAAGGAGCUGGACCAGCCACUAAAUCUGCACUAUACAGCCUUUCACAAAAUCAAAAAAAAUACUUACCAAUUGGGGAACCCCCUGUAUUCCACCUCCUGCAAGUUGAGACCCAGGAGUUCUGGUAUGGCAAGGAGUUGGAACAGUUAAGAUUUUAUGUUCUAUCAUGGGAAUGGAUUUGGACCAGCCAACAAUACUGUAACAAUAAGGCUUAUAACGCACACUGUCGAGAUAGGGUGUACCACAAGACUGCUAGUGGGUUUACCUUGUGGCUAUCAUGGGAAUGGAGUUGGACCAGCCAACAAUACUGUAACAAUAAGUUCUGCAGCAGCAGGAGCUGGUAUGAUUUUUUUUUAACCUUUACUCCUUACUUCUUCAUCCAACCUCGCUACAGUGAAAUGUCAUUAAGGCAGAAACUGGCCAGUUGUCUUUUUUCAAACACUGCACUAGCCAUGAGCUCAAUGCAAUUGGCAAUGUGGGAGGGAACUGGUGCUGGUGCACAGUGGAAUAAUAUAUCUUCUUCAUCUUCUCCUGAUGAUAAACUGUCACUUCAGUUGAUAUUUUUAAUGUUAGUUUUUGAUGGCAUCUUGUACUUGGUCCUUACAUUGUACAUUGAAACUGCCUUUCCUGGAGAAUACGGGGUUCCACAACCUUGGUACUUCCCCAUUUUGAAAUCUUACUGGUAUGGCACAGCAACCGAAGAUCAUCAUCCAGUUCCAGUAACAAUAAACAAUGAAGGAAGAGAGUUUUUUGAAGAAGAACCAGUAGGAUUAAUGCCAGGAAUACAGAUAAUGUCAUUGACAAAGGUUUUUGGCAAAAAGUAUGCUGUUAACAACGUCACUAUUAACAUGUAUCGCAGCCAAAUAACAGCAUUAUUAGGACACAAUGGUGCAGGCAAGUCGACAACUAUAUCAAUGUUGACAGGUUUGUUCCCAGCCACCUGCGGGACAGCAUUAGUGAAUGGCUAUGAUAUAUCUAAUGAGAUUGUGGGAGUCCACACUGGACUAGGAAUUUGUCCACAACAUGAUGUCCUUUUUGAUGACCUAACUGUAGCUGAGCAUUUAAAAUUUUUUUGCAAGUUGAAGGGGUACAUCCCAGACCUUGUGAAGUCAGAGGUGGACAGAAUGAUCAAAACUCUUGGUCUAGAAGAUAAAAGAAAUGCACUCGCCAAGACAUUAUCUGGUGGUAUGAAACGCAAGCUGUCAGUAGGAAUAGCUUUAGUUGGAGGCUCACAGGUGGUGAUGUUGGAUGAGCCAACCUCUGGCUUGGACCCAUCUGCCAGGCGUUUUAUUUGGGACUUGCUACAGGCCGAGAAGGAGCACCGCACCAUCUUGUUGACGACCCAUUUCAUGGAAGAAGCUGACAUCUUGGGUGACAGAAUAGCAAUCAUGUCUGAGGGGGAGAUCCGGUGUUGUGGCUCUCCUCUCUUUCUUAAGAAGAAAUAUGGUGCUGGAUACCAUGUGGUUAUGGUAAAGGAGCCACACUGUGAUGUUACAGCCACUUCUAAUUUGAUUUACUCUUAUGUACCGAAUGCGGAAUUGGAAAGCAAUGUUGGUGCUGAAUUAUCCUUUAGCCUACCUAAUGACGGGUGUCCAUAUUUUGAAAAACUGUUUACUGAACUGGAAAAUAGAAAGACAGAACUGGGUAUUUCUAGCUAUGGAGCAUCUAUUACAACCAUGGAAGAAGUGUUUAUCAAAGUGGGAGAGUAUUCCAAUGCUGACAUAAAAAACAUAUUGAAACAGGAUGAGGAUGAAGAGAUUAAUAUGAAUAGAGAAAGUAUUAAUCAAGAAACAGGUGAAGUCACCACCAUGGAACUUAGUGUAGACAGAAGCAUCGGAAUAGUUCGUUUUGGCCAGCAGUUUCAGGCUUUGCUGACUAAGAGAGUUAUUUAUACACUACGUAAUUGGUUACUGACUUUGUCACAACUUUUUCUGCCUGUUUUAUUUGUCAUGCUAACUCUUGUCAUGCUAAAAACCUUACCUAAGCCACAAGAUUUAUCACCUUUAGUCUUAGAUCUUUCUGAAUUUGAUGGAACUGUAAUUCCCUAUCAGUUUGGUGCUCAGAAUGGAACUGUUGAUAAUGUAAUGGGUGAAGCAUAUAUAUCUCAGUUUAAGGGCACUGAUAAUAAUGUAGUUAAAGUCAACUCUUCAGAAAAUAUUAUUGAUUAUUUAGUUGACCAAGGUGUUAAAGAUAUUGGUCAACUUAACCUACAUAAUAUGAUUGCAGCAGUAUUUCGUAGAACUGCUACAGAUAAUAAAACCUUCCUCACAUCUCUGUUCAACAAUCAAGCGUUCCACACUCCAGGUGUUUCAUUAGCAGCCCUUGACAAUGCCAUGCUGAAAUACUUUACUGAUAACAGCUACAGUUUGACAGUGACAAACCAUCCUAUGCCUAGGACAGUCAGUGAACAGUCUCUGUUCACAGGGAUUAUAUGUCUUGUGGCUGUCAGUAUCUUGGAGAUUCCACAGCUAGAAUUAGCUGAUGUAGCUAAAGCUUUGGAUUGGACUUUCUCCGUGUUCCUAACAAAUUACUGUCUUGGCCGUUCAGUCAGUAAUUUAUACCAGAAUUCUCAGUUUAAUAAAAUAUGCAACAGGGAGCUCAUUCAAAUAGCCUGCAAAUUUGUUCCUCAAGAUAACCCAGGUUUUGAUAUUGUUAAGCCUUGCUGUAAAGGCAAAUGUGGUGAUGUCUGCUUGCCUUGGGAAACCAACUUUUUGGCUUGGACUGUCCCUGGCAUUGGUCGCCACUUGACAUUUCUUGUGCUUCAAUCCAUCAUGUUCUGGAUCUGUGUAUAUGCUGCUGAAAUUAAUUUAUUUCGAUCACUACGAUAUGCUGUACAGUGCAAAAAUAAAUAUUUUGUUACUAUAAAUGAAGAGGAAGCAGUAUCUGCUGUUGAUGAUGAUGAUGAUGUCAUAAAAGAGAAGGACCAUAUAAACUUGACCUCUAUCUCUAGCUUAUUUCAAUCCAAUAUUUUAAUUCUCCAAGGCCUCACAAAGUACUAUAAGAGGCUACUAGCUGUUGACCACCUCUCACUUGGAGUUCGUAGAGGGGAAUGCUUUGGCUUGCUGGGAAUUAAUGGAGCUGGGAAGACAACUACUUUUAAGAUGUUGACAGGUGAUGAGGCCAUUUCAUCAGGGGAUGCUUAUAUUGACAACUUGAGCAUUAAGAAACAUGUGAGACAGGUUCAACAACUUAUUGGAUAUUGUCCUCAAUUUGAUGCAUUGAUUGAGCAGAUGACUGGAAAGGAAGUUCUGACAAUGUUCGCUCAUUUAAGAGGCAUGCCAAGAGAGAGCAUUUCAAAACAUAUUACUCAUCUUAGUAGCAUGUUAUAUUUCAACAUGCAUAUAGAUAAACGGGUGAAGGACUACAGCGGUGGCAACAGGAGAAAGUUGAGUGCAGCAGUUGCACUUGUUGGGGACCCUCCCAUUAUUUUCUUGGACGAGCCAACAACAGGGAUGGAUCCAGUAGCACGACGGUGCUUAUGGGAUGCUCUCGAAAAAAAUAUAGCUCGAGGAAGAUCUAUCAUUCUCACAUCUCACAGCAUGGAGGAAUGUGAAGCCUUGUGCAACCGAUUGGCUAUCAUGGUGAAUGGAAAAUUUUGUUGUUUGGGAAGUCCUCAACAUCUCAAAAAUAAGUUUGGUCAAGGCUAUACAUUAAUUGCUAAAGUCGGCUGUCAUCGUUUUAAGAGAGAUCCCAUACUACCAUCAGAAGUUCAAUCUGAGGGUUCUCAUGUGAACCCUCUUUACAGGCCUGAUGCAGAGCAUCAGAGGCAACAAAAGACAGAAACCAAUUUUCAUCAAAAUUUAGAAGAUGUCAAGAGUUUCAUUGAGAACACAUUUCAAGGCUGCAUCUUAAAGAGGGCACAUCAAGGUUUUCUACAUUACCACAUUCCUGAUACCCAACUAACCUGGGCAGAAAUCUUUGGAAUUAUGGAGAAUGCUAAAGUUCACUACAAUAUUGUAGACUAUUCAAUCGGUCAGACGACUCUAGAACAAGUGUUCCUCAAUUUUGUCCGUGCUCAACGUUUCAUGGCAAAAUAACUACGUCACCACAUUAUUACCGUGCACCCACAUUGAAAUAAUAUGGUGGUUAUUGAACAAAUUUAUAAUGUAUACUUUUAUUAUAAAAAACAAAAAUCCUAGCAACUCUUUGGCUGAAUAGCUUAUUAAUAUUUUUUUUUUUAUCAAAUUAUGUAUUGUUGUGACAAUUUUAUGAGAAACAAAAGUUUGUAGUUGGGAAAUGAUAACUCACAAAUAUAUCAAAAGUAUUUUCUUACAAAAUAUAAUAAACACUGCAAUUAAACAAGUAAUGGGGGAUAUUUGAUUUGGUGAUACAAAAUGUUUUUUAUCAUGUACAUGACUUAUAAUGUUAUAAAAUGCUACAUUAACAUAUUUUUUUUUUCAAAAUGAUUCUAGUUUUACUUAAUCAGCCAAAAAAAAGUUAAUUAAAAAAAUUUUUUCACGAAGCAAUAUGUUUAUCCUCAUAGGUUGCUAAUUGUGGUACUUCUUCCUUGCGUGGUUUUGUUUUUCUUCAUAAACCUCUUAAACUGUGUAUCAUAAUAAUAUUUUGGAAGAAUAUGCAUGAUUAGUCACACCAAGUCUUCUGUGGUGUUGCUACAAUGUAUCUUGAGGGUUUUUUUUUGCAGGGAGUGAUACAUAUGCUUGAUCAUUAUUACACCUACAUGUACUGCUUAAUCCUUGUGUGACAAAUCUUUUUCUUACUUAAAAAGUUUACUUGUUUGCCUUACUACUUGUACUAAAAUUUUGUCACAGUAGAUUUUGGAGUCAAAUUUGAAUGAUUUGAAUCCUUAUCUAUCUUUGCGAAAAGUGCCUGCAAACAGGAAGAGAUGUUAAAAAUGUUGUGACAAAAGCUGUUAGUAACUGAAACCUCAUUCUUCAACUAAAGAGGGUAUCUUGUGGAAUUAGUAAAUGAAACCUCAUUCUCUGACUAAAAAGGGUAUCUUGUAGAAUUAGUAAAUGAAACCUCAUUCUUUGACUAAAGAGGGUAUCUUGUGGAAUAAGUAAAUGAAACCUCAUUCUCUGACUAAAAAGGGUAUCUUGUAGAAUUAGUAAAUGAAACCUCAUUCUUCAACUAAAGAGGGUAUAUUGUAGAAUUAGUAAAUGAAACCUCAUUCUUCAACUAAAGAGGGUAUCUUGUGGAAUUAGUAAAUGAAACCUCAUUCUUCAACUAAAGAGGGUAUCUUGUGGAAUUAGUAAAUGAAACCUCAUUCUUCAACUAAAGAGGGUAUCUUGUGGAAUUAGUAAAUUCCAUUUUUAAUGUAUAGUUGUAUUUCAAUUAUAUGGGGAAAGUAUUUUUAAAUAUUGUUUAUUGAAUAAAGAGGACUAGAUCCUAUGUUAAUUUUAGUUUUCUUUUAUAACAUUCUUCUUUGAUUGUUGUAUAUUUACGAUUGUUUCUGUUUCGAAAAUUACAUAUUUUUGUUAAGUUUGCUGACUUGACAGUCUAUUAUAUUUUACUUGAGUUUGUAUAAAAUCAUAGAUAAAAAUGGUUGAUCUUGUGGAAUUAGUAAAUGAAACCUCAUUCUUCAACUAAAGAGGGUGUCUUGUGGAAUUAGUAAAUUCCAUUUUUAAUAUAUAGUUGUAUUUCAAUUAUAUCGGGAAAGUAUUUUUAAAUAUUUUUUAUUGUUUAUUGAAUAAAGAGGACUAGAUCCUAUGUUAAUUUUAGUUUUUUCUUUUGUAACAUUCUUCUUUGAUUUUUGUAUAUUUACGAUUGUUCCUGUUUGAAAAUUACAUAUUUUUGUUAAGUUUGCUGACUUGACAGUCUAUUAUACUUUACUUGAGUUUGUAUAAAAUCAUAGAUAAAAAUGGUUGAUUUCGGUGCAGAUGAACUAAAUGAUAUAACAUUGGUAAAAUCUUAUUGUUUGCUAUAAAAAUGUGAAUUAGAAUCCUAUUUAUAGCAGCUUUAAGAUAAAAAACUAGUCACUUUGUGUAGAAAAAAGAUUAGGGCGGUAUCAACAUUUCAGUUUUUGUUUCUUAUACCUAUAUUAAAUACAAUUAAUUUGAAUAAACUGGAAAUUGAAAUUGUUAUUCAGCAUUAUCUUGUAACCAGCCUUGAGAAACUGGAGUAAAGAAUCACAUUUUGCUAAUACAAUAGUAGGUAGACUCUCAAUGAUUUAUAAACAUGAUGUAGUACGUUCUAUCAGCCUUUACAUAUCAUCAGCGGUGAUAUUCUACUAGUACUUGCUGUAAGUUAGUAUCAGUGGAGAUUGUUUGGAGCACAUAGUGUUUGUUUCAUCAUUUUCUAGCACCUAUAUUUAAUGUUGAACACAUAUAAUUUUCAUUUAAAUAUUUGAUACAGUUAUUAUUUUUGAAUACCAAUCAUUUGUGUUAUUAUAGGGACUAAUGUAUUUACAUAGGAUUUCUUGUCUGCCUGUUUAAUAUUGAACACGUAUCAUUUUCAUUUAAAUAUUGAUACAGUUAUUAUUUUUGAAUACCAAUCAUCUGUGUUAUUAUAGGGACUAAUGUAUUUACAUAGGAUUUCUUGUCUGCCUGUUUAAUAUUGAACACGUAUCAUUUUCAUUUAAAUAUUUGAUACAGUUAUUAUUUUUGAAUACCAAUCAUCUGUGUUAUUAUAGGGACUAAUGUAUUUACAUAGGAUUUCUUGUCUGCCUGUUUAAUAUUGAACACGUAUCAUUUUCAUUUAAAUAUCUGAUACAGUUAUUAUUUUAGAAUACCAAUCAUCUGUGUUAUUAUAGGGACUAAUGUAUUUCUUGUCUGCCAUAUUAUUUUUGAGAAAAAAUUUCACUGUAAUUAUCAUACAGAGUUCUUAUGUAUAUAUUUAGUUCCUAAAUUCUAAAUUAAAACUAUUAGCUCAUCUGUUACCUUCUGAUUUCUCUGUGAUGGUUUAAGAAAACUUUGUUGACUGAUUUGUGAUAUUUACCAACUUGUAAGGACUAAGACCUCCAGCUGUUUAUUAGAAACAACUAUGUAAGAGUGAAUAGUAUUAUUGUGGUAAAAGUCUUUAUAUUAAGAACUCUAAUGUCUUUUAAAAGUGAACACUUAAAGAUAAGAUCCAUAGAUUGCUUUUAAGGUAGCUUGAAAAGACUGUGAUGUUUAAAUAAAUACUGGGAUAUAUGCCGAGACUGUAAAACUAUUAUAAUAUUAUCUAACCUUUUUGUUUCAGUUUUGUAAUGGGCUAUCUUCACACAAAAUUCCCUGUUCUUGAAGUGAUAACAUAGAGAAGACAACUAAUCAACAGUAUCUAUUUCACAGAGAUAUUUAACACAAUUUUACCCUGCUCCACUUAACUAUGUUAUAUAGACAUACAUGAAUACAUCAAAAUAUAUAUAAAACUUUACUAAUGUUCAUGCAAAUUAUACAAAAUGUCACCAUAAUAUAACUUAACUUUUUCGUUCCAGAUAAAUAAUAAAGUUUUACCCAUAUCUGUGUCUCAUCCGUAA
This is a messenger RNA of Limulus polyphemus (Atlantic horseshoe crab), 8957 nucleotides long. RefSeq names its product ATP-binding cassette sub-family A member 3-like. Lineage: Eukaryota; Metazoa; Arthropoda; Merostomata; Xiphosura; Limulidae. Gene Ontology annotation, cellular component: membrane; intracellular membrane-bounded organelle. Gene Ontology annotation, biological process: transmembrane transport; lipid transport. Gene Ontology annotation, molecular function: ABC-type transporter activity; ATP binding; lipid carrier activity. The record is from RefSeq and is a predicted model, not a curated record. Bases 187 to 5580 code for a protein of 1797 amino acids. The transcript is spliced from 23 exons.